GUCGAGAAUGUGAACAUAACCUAAAAGUGUCAAUAACUCGUGGCCCCUCGUGUUGAUCAGUCUCAGUGUUUAUCGUGUUCUAUUUUCCCAGUAGAAUUUAAAUUUUUAAAAGAAUUUUUACAUACUUAAAUAUUAAAAUGACACUUGAAAAAAGGGAUUAUAUUGUUUGGAUGGAUUUGGAAAUGUCUGGCCUCGAUCCUGUAAAUGACAAAAUUUUAGAAGUAGCUUGUCUCAUAACUGACGGUAAUUUAAAAAAAGUGAGCGACGAAUUUCAUAUUAUAAUUCAUCAAUCAGACGAAGUACUCAAUGGAAUGGAUGAAUGGUGCACGGAACAUCAUGAAAAGACCGGAUUGACAAAUGCUUCGAGAAAUAGCACAGUAACAAAUUCCGAUGCUGAAUCAAGAUUGUUAAAAUUUUUACAAAAGAACAUUCCACAAAGAACAUGUCCACUUGCUGGAAAUUCGGUUUAUAUGGAUCGAAUGUUUCUCACAAUGCACAUGCCAUUAGUCAAUGAAUAUUUACAUUAUCGAAUAAUUGACGUUUCAACUGUCAAGGAACUUGUGAGACGCUGGAAUCCUUCUGUUUUUAAGAAUACACCACGUAAAAAAUUGUGCCACCGUGCACUCGAUGAUAUUAUAGAAAGUAUACAAGAGUUGGAAUAUUACAGAAAAUUUAUAUUUUAAUUAUGGAAUUAAUAGGAAUUAAUU
Messenger RNA from Leptopilina heterotoma, 707 nucleotides. RefSeq names its product probable oligoribonuclease. Gene Ontology annotation, molecular function: 3'-5'-RNA exonuclease activity; nucleic acid binding. Bases 138 to 683 code for a protein of 181 amino acids. Gene Ontology annotation, cellular component: mitochondrion. The transcript is spliced from 4 exons. Lineage: Eukaryota; Metazoa; Arthropoda; Insecta; Hymenoptera; Figitidae. The record is from RefSeq and is a predicted model, not a curated record.